GGGCCAGGGGCGGGGCGGUCCUUGAGGGGCGGGGCCAAGCCGGCCCUGGCGGCCAUGUUGAGUCCCCGCCCUUCCCGUGGACGUCGCGCUGCCGCCCACGCGCCCGAGGAUCUAUCCUGUGGCACAGACAAGCAAAUACCAAUUAAACAGGAGAAGAAUGGCGUUAAAGCAGAUUUCCAGCAACAAGUGCUUCGGGGGAUUGCAGAAAGUUUUUGAACAUGAGAGUGUGGAGCUAAAAUGUAAAAUGAAAUUUGCUAUCUACUUACCACCAAAGGCAGAAACUGGAAAGUGCCCUGCCCUGUAUUGGCUCUCUGGUUUAACUUGCACAGAACAAAAUUUUAUAUCAAAAUCUGGUUAUCAUCAAGCUGCCUCAGAACAUGGCCUUGUUGUCAUUGCUCCAGAUACCAGCCCUCGUGGAUGCAAUAUUAAAGGUGAAGAUGAUAGCUGGGACUUUGGCACUGGAGCGGGGUUUUAUGUGAAUGCUACUGAAGACCCUUGGAAAACUAAUUACAGAAUGUACUCUUAUGUAACAGAGGAGCUUCCCCAACUCAUUAAUGCCAAUUUUCCAGUGGACCCCCAGAGGACAUCUAUUUCUGGCCACUCCAUGGGAGGCCAUGGAGCUCUGAUUUGUGCUUUGAAAAACCCUGGAAAAUACAAAUCUGUGUCAGCAUUUGCUCCAAUUUGCAACCCAGUGCUCUGUCCUUGGGGCAAAAAAGCCUUUACUGGAUAUUUGGGUACAGAUCAAAGUAAGUGGAAGACUUACGAUGCAACUCAUCUUGUGAAGUCUUAUCCAGGUUCUUAGCUGGCCAUGCUGAUUGAUCAAGGAAAAGAUGACCAGUUCCUUACAGAUGGGCAGCUACUCCCAGAUAACUUCAUCGCUGCUUGUACAGAAAAGAAAAUUCCUGUUGUUUUUAGAUUACAAGAGGGUUAUGAUCAUAGUUACUACUUCAUUGCCACCUUUAUUGCUGAUCACAUCAGACAUCACGCAAAAUACCUGAAUGCAUGAAAAACUUCAGAUGAAGGAAUCUGUAUUCAAGAAUAUAAAAGUUAACAUAAUUGUUGAGAAAAAAAAAUGUUAAAUAUAGGAUUUCGUAAUGCUGAAAGCUCCCUUCUAUGAUUGAAUCACCUUCUGAAUGAAUACUGAAAACC
This is a messenger RNA of Octodon degus (degu), 1149 nucleotides long. It is a transcript of the gene Esd, whose product is annotated as esterase D. The transcript has 10 exons. Lineage: Eukaryota; Metazoa; Chordata; Mammalia; Rodentia; Octodontidae. The record is from RefSeq and is a predicted model, not a curated record. Gene Ontology annotation, biological process: formaldehyde catabolic process. Gene Ontology annotation, molecular function: S-formylglutathione hydrolase activity. Gene Ontology annotation, cellular component: cytosol.